Dermatophagoides farinae (American house dust mite) is the source of this 2369-nucleotide messenger RNA. Its product is annotated as tyrosine-protein kinase CSK. The record is from RefSeq and is a predicted model, not a curated record. NCBI's taxonomy places the organism in Eukaryota, Metazoa, Arthropoda, Arachnida, Sarcoptiformes, Pyroglyphidae. Gene Ontology annotation, molecular function: ATP binding; protein tyrosine kinase activity. Gene Ontology annotation, biological process: protein phosphorylation.
GGAAAAUUGAAAGCUCAUCCUCACCAUCAUCUCCUCAUCGACAGCACCACCAUCAAUAAUAACAACAACAACAACAACAACAACAUUGAAUAUAAUUUUGAUGAUUCGAUUCAAUGAAAAAAAUUCUUAUUCUGUAACAAUCAGAAUCCAGAUUCUUUAUUUUCAAGUGUGGCUGUUUUUUUUUAAAAAAAUUGCAUCGUGUUUUUAUAUAAUUCACAUGUUGUGCACUAUUCUAUGUGAAAUUUGAUCAACCUCGAAGAAAUAAAAUGAUCUAAACACCCUGGUUAUUGGUUUUCGAUUUGCAAAUAUUUUUUUUUUUUUUUUUUUUAAUUCGUUUUCUUUUUCGUUACUGGUGAUGGUAAUGGGUGAUGAGAUAAAGAUACGUUAUCAUAAUGGGUUCGACAAAAUAAAAUAUUCUGAUAAUUCAAAAGAAAAUUUGGCCAUCAUUAAUCGUACGACAACAGUGACAACGACAACAUCUGUGUAUCAGACAUCAACAGUGAAUAUAUUAGAUGAUUCCUGUAAAAUUAUCAACAAUAACAAUAAUAAUAAAACAUCAGCAACAAUCACAUCAUCAUAUCGUAAAGAUAAUAAUAAUACAAAUAUUAAACAUUAUCAUCAAAACAAUAAUAAUAUGCCCGAUGUUGAUGAUGCAAAUAUGCAAUGGUUUCAUGGAAAAAUUACCCGAGAAGAAGCCGAAUCAUUGCUAACACCAAGAGAAGAUGGACUAUUUUUAGUACGUGAAAGUACAAAUUUUCCUGGCGAUUAUGCACUUUGUGUCUGUUAUAAUGGUCGUGUUGAACAUUAUCGUGUCAUCUAUAAUGAUAAUAGAUUUACAAUUGAUGAAGAAGAAUUUUUCGAUACAUUAAUCGAAUUGGUUGAACACUAUUGCCUUGAUGCAGAUGGUCUUUGUACAAGGCUACGUGAUCCGGUGGUAAACAAGUUAGUCAAUAAUAAUUUAACAACCAACAAUAACAACAACAAUUUCAGCAACAACAACAAUAAUAACAACAGCAGUAAUAAUAACAACAGUAAUAACAAUAACAAUCAAGCAUCAUCAUUAUUAUUGGAUCCAAAAGCAUUUGAAGCUGCUGGUUGGGUAAUACGUAUGAAUGAUCUGAAAUUAGGUGAAAUACUUGGUAAAGGUGAAUUUGGUGAUGUAUUACUUGGUUCAUUACAUGGACAAAAAGUAGCUGUUAAAAAAUUAAAAGAUUCAAAUUCAAAAGCUGCACAAGAUUUUCUAACCGAAGCAUCAUUAAUGACAUCAUUAAGACAUAAAAAUCUUGUACAAUUAUUGGGUGUUGUAUUUGAUGGUCCAUCCAUUUGUUUUGUUACCGAAUAUAUGGCUAAAGGAUCAUUAGUUGAUUAUCUUCGUUCACGUGGUCGUUUACAUGUAACAAGAAAAGAUCAAAUAGCAUUCGCUGCUGAUACAUGUGCCGGUAUGGCAUAUCUAGAAUCAAAACAAGUAAUACAUCGUGAUUUAGCCGCUCGUAAUGUACUUAUCUCCGAAGAAGGAGUAGCCAAAGUUUGUGAUUUUGGUCUUGCACGUGAUCAAACACUUGGAUUGGAUGGUGGAAAAUUUCCAAUCAAAUGGACGGCACCAGAAGCACUUCGUUUUGCAAAAUUUUCCAAUAAAUCUGACAUGUGGAGUUUUGGUAUUCUACUAUGGGAAAUCUAUUCAUUUGGUCGUGUACCUUAUCCACGAAUUCCAUUAGCUGAUGUUGUUAAACAUGUGGAAAAAGGUUAUAGAAUGGAAGCACCUGAAGGUUGUCCAAAUGAAAUCUAUGAUAUCAUGAGACAAGCAUGGCAUUUUGAUCCAGAUUGUCGGCCAACAUUUUCAAUAAUUUCACAAAAACUGGAUCAACUUCGUGCAUUGACCACCUGAAAAAAAAACAAUCAAAACAUUUUUUUUUAAAGGAAUUCCAAAAUGUCACAAAAACCACAAAAAAUUUUUUUCUUUUGAAUUGAUUCACACAUUUAUUUAUUUAACACACACAUACACAUGAAAAUUAAUAGUCGCGCAAUCACAUUUACAUUUUUUCUCUCUCUCUUACCCUUUCAUGUUUAGAGGGUGUGUGUGUGUGUGUGUGUAGGUGUUUUGUUGUCCAUUUUUUUCCCGAAUUUUCCUAAAAAAUCCACUUGUAAAAUUUCUUUUCUUUUUUUUGGCCAAUCUAAUUUUUUUUUUUUUUUUUUGUACAGUUAACCGUAUUAUCUGUUAAUAAAUGAAAAUUUUUUUUUCAAAUUCAAUUUUGUGUGAAAUUGUCCAGAAAAACAAAGUUCUUUUCUCUGUCAACAGAAGGCAGCACUUUCACAUGAUGCCUUUUACUUCGAAAAAAAAAUUAUCGAAUGAUUGAAAAUAUAGCAGAAUU